GUGUUGCUUUUUUCAUGUGAAAACUCUCGUUUGAUAAUUAGACAUUUAAAAAACGACCAGUUUAUCAAAACAACUGAAUAGGAAUGAGCUUUAACUGUGAUUUCUGGCUGUAAUGGAUCUAUGCAUGUUUUGUAUGUGUUCGAUUAAAAAGUGACUAAGAAUACAGUAUACAUAAUACUAUAAAUAAAAUACAUUUAAAGUACCUUGGAAAAUAUGUUGUUUUUAUUUAUCUACAAAUAAAAACAAAGGUUUAUAAUCUGUACUUUUACGAAAAGUGAAGAAAAAACACACAUACCAUCGCUUUACUGGUAUUAAAAUUAAACGCAUGUGUUUUGCGACAAAUAAAAAACAACGUAUACUGUCAAAAGUUAAAAGGCAAAAAUACAGACAAACAGACUUGAAGGCUACGGCGAUGUAAUUUGGUACAAAUGUGCGUGCAAAACAAAGAAAUAUUUGCUACAGAUACUAUUUCCAUAUCAAGCGCAAAAUACAACAAUAAGGGACAUAUUUCAAGCCUAAGUGUUUUAAAACGCGGAUUAUACCACGAUGUAUAAAGGGGUCCACGUACAGAUUGCAAUGGUUUUAACGAAUAUGAGGAAAUCAUAACUUACUGAUCAAUAUCGUGAAAAGCGCUUGUCAAUCAUCUGCAUUACACUGAUGAGCUGAAGAGGGCGGGCCUUAUCGAUCACGUGAAGGAAGCUAACCACUGGAUUCGCUGAUAACAUUUUGCCGUGGCAGUGACGUAACUUUGGAGCGAUUCAUAUUGAAGGAUACUAGCAAAUACUUGUAUACAACUGAAAUUAAAUGAAUAAGACAGCUUUUUCGAAAUAGUAAUCACAAACGACAAUCGGGAGAUAUCUUCCCGAGAUUAAAUCUCUGCCAAAGAACUCAGGGAUUGUAAAAAAAAGGUUACAAACAGUUUUCUCGUAGUUGUGAAAGCCGUGAAAAACAUAGACUAAAGCACUCAUCAUUACUGCUUAAUUUUUUGAAACGGGUUGCAUUUUGUUUAAAGUUUUUCACACCUUUUUGGAGUAAAGUUUGAGUGGAUUGUCUUUAGCACAAGAUAAUCAAGGUGUCAAACGUGUCAUAGACAGUUGAGAUUUUUUUUCGCCACGGGAAUAUAAAUGGUUCACAGAAAUCGGACUAACUCAGAACAUACGAUUUGUUUGAACUCUACACAAGUGCCUUGUUGUUAAACUGAAAUGUAAUACCGGCUUAGCUUUUCGGAUUAAUCACAAGGAUCGUAUUAAGUCUCUGGGAUUUGAUCUGCACGAAGAAAACAAACACAUUUUAAGCUUUGGAAAGUUUACUUAGGUUCGAGUGUCGCCAAACGAGGGGUUUCAUUCGUAAACCUUGAUCAGAAUCUGGCGUCAGAUUUUAAGGAGCCACUGGACUUUAUUUAAAUUUUAUAGACGGAGGAGGAUUAAAAAAUUAACGUGUGUUUUUUCUUCAUAACCGAACAAUCACCGUUUGUUUUAUAUACGGUGUUCUGGACUUACAAUCCGUACGGACAUCUCACUGCUAGCUGCUAGUUUCCAGUGUUUAGGGGAAAAAACUAUCAAUUUAUCAAAAUUGACGAGUAAUAAAUAUAGAUAUUUGGAUUUCAUAUAGGUCACAUUUGUUUAUAUUUUCGCAUCAUUUAAAUAGUUUAAGAUCCAUGGUAAAUAGUGGAUAUCAUUAACGAUUUAGAGAGGGAUGUUUAUAUUGUAACUUUUCAUUUAUAAACAAGGGAGAAAAUUUAAGUAUAAUCUGAAGAUAGCGUAUAUCUGCCGGACUUAGAUAAAAGCCCAGUGCAUCGGUCAGUUUAGACGAGAUAAAAACCGUCCGUACAGGAAUAUCUGACCCAUAGAUUAGCUAAUUUAGAGCGUGGAAUGGACAUAUAAUUGUCUUAAUUUUGUGUAAAUUGAGCUGGAAUAUCUUGUGAAUUAUACACUGAUUUGAUGUGAAGUUAACAGAAGGUCAACGAAGACGUAUUAGUAGAAAAUAGAGAUAGGGUAAACAUCGUUCAUGAUAGAUAAAAAGUGAAAAUUGAAGGAACUGAAGGAAAUGAAAAACAUGGAGAAAUACAUAGCAAUAGUUUUGCUUGUAGCUUCACUAACAUCAGCAGAGAAGAAACAAUGCCAGGAAAUCAGCAUCCCAAUGUGUAAAGGGAUCGGAUAUAACUAUACAUACAUGCCAAAUGAAUUUAACCACGAUUCUCAAGAUGAAGCCGGCCUGGAGGUUCAUCAGUUUUGGCCACUAGUUGAGAUCCAGUGCUCGCCGGACCUGAAAUUCUUCUUGUGUUCCAUGUAUGCCCCAAUAUGUAUGGAGAACUACAAGCCCCAUCUACCAGCCUGCAGGUCUGUAUGCGAGAGGGCAAAGUCUGGUUGUGCCCCUCUGAUGCGCCAGUACGGGUUUGUGUGGCCAGAACGGAUGGACUGCAGUAAACUGCCAUACUACGGCGAGAAAGGAAAGCUAUGCAUGGACCGGAACAUAACCGACAGUUCAUCAACAGAUCGACCGCUCAGACCAGGGUCUGGCCAGAAGACUACACGGAAGCCACUUGAGCCGGCUGUAACAGAUAAUAAAGAUGUAGACAUUAUUAAUCCAAACACAAACAUUAAUGACUGGAAUAAAAAUCCCAACUUUAAUGACAUUUUUGAUCCGUACAAGAAAAUUGUGGAAGAUCAUGCAUGCACCUGCAAGUGUAGGUUGCAAUCUAUCCAGGAGUCGAGCCAGUACUAUAAUAAAGUUUCUUCCGGUGGUGUGAAAAAUUGUGGGAUGAACUGUACCAGUCCGUUCCUUAGUGAUGACGAGAAGACGUUCGCGACAUUCUGGAUCGGACUAUGGUCAAUCAUGUGUUGUAUUUCUACAUCAAUUACAUUGCUAACUUUCGUUUUAGACAUGACACGAUUUAAAUAUCCAGAACGACCAAUCAUAUUUCUUACCGGAUGUUACCUCAUGGUUUCCAUUGGAUACAUCAUCAGACUGGUUGUCGGCCAUGAAAACGUCGCUUGUGACGGAAGUAUGAUUCGAUAUUCAACAACGGGACCAGCGUCAUGUGUUUCCACCUUUCUUCUCGUCUAUUUCUUCGGAAUGGCUUCGUCAAUCUGGUGGGUGAUCCUUGCUUUCACUUGGUUCCUUAGUGCUGGUCUGAAAUGGGGAUCGGAGGCUAUUGCCAGUUAUUCACAAUAUUUUCAUUUCGCAGCAUGGCUGAUUCCCAGCGUGAAGAGUAUAGCGGUUCUUGCAAUGUCGAGCGUAGACGGUGACCCAGUUUCCGGGAUUUGUUAUGUUGGGAACCAAAAUAUUAACAAUCUGCGAGGAUUUGUAUUGAUUCCUUUGUUCGUCUACCUAAUUAUCGGAUCUACUUUUUUAAUAGCUGGCUUCGUGUCACUGUUCAGGAUCAGGAGUGUGAUUAAGCAUCAAAAUGGCGGGAAAAUCGAGAAGCUGGAGCGGUUGAUGAUAAGAAUAGGCGUGUUUUCUUUAUUAUAUACAAUUCCUGCCACUAUUGUGUUAGCUUGCUAUUUUUAUGAACAAUAUUUAAAAGACGAUUGGGAGAAAAGUGUGAUCUGCCCGUGUUCAGAAAAAUCCUCAAAACCAGACUUUGCGGUGUUUAUGUUGAAAUAUUUUAUGCUGCUCGUGGUUGGAAUCACCAGCGGUUUCUGGAUUUGGACUGGUAAAACUCUAGAAACCUGGAAAAAACUUUGUAACGGAAGUUUGUGCUGUGCAAACUCAGACUAUGCAUACUCAAGACCGCCGAUAAAAUACUCGCCUACCAGUAAUUCUGCUGUGUCCAGUCUACACAAACCGCCCGUUAGCCAUUGUUGAACAUGUGUGUAAAGAAUGUGUUAUAGGGCAUACAGGUUGUUAGUUUUCUCAGGCAUACAUAUGUGUAAAAAAAUAAACUUGUGUAUUGAUAAUUUUAUUGAUAAAAAAUACUACUAAUUUAAUGCCUUCUCCGUCUUUGAAUUUGUCUUUUUUCGUAAUAUUCAUUUAUUUCAAUUUCGUUUUGGAAAUUCAUUUACUGUGGCGGAUUGAAGGCUAAUUGCUUAACAGCAUUAGAAAUUGUAUUGUUAAUGGUGCAUUUACGUAAAGACAAACUGCCGUAACGUAACGUUAUUCAGUUUUUUUUUACGUUUAGGACAUGUUUUAUUAUAAUCUCUGAGAAAGAACUGGGGAUUUUUUUUUCAUAUUUCAGUUCAUUUGUGUUCAAACUUAAUAUGAAACAUUGAUCUUAUGAAACCAAGUUCUUGUUGAACUGUAUGUAUGUAUAAAGAAGUAACAGUUGUACUUUGUGUAGCCUAACUCGAGAUCAACUAUUGACCUCUGACUUUUAUGAGAUUAUAUACUUCUGAAAAGCCAUUUUAUUACCUUAAGGUAUUAAUUAAGGUCUUAUUCUUGUUGUGCAAUAAUUCGGAUACAUUCGGAUACAAAAUGCAUUUCUUUUAAUACAUGUUUAUGACUGGAUGUUACUCCGAAAAAAAAUCGUGCAUUCCCUUUUUGCACAAAACUGGUGUAAUUUUGCAUUUAUGUAAAGGAAAUGGCUCUCGGGCAACCAAUCAAAAAUCAUUUACUGUGAUCACGUGACAGCAUUUCGUCAUUAUUUGCAUAUGACAAAACAAUUUGUGUAUAUUUUGUUCAGUAAAAGAUGAAAAAAUAUGUUUUCAUUGUUUAAAUACAAAAUUGUUUUUUUUUUAGAAAUUGUUUUGUAUCGAAUUUGAUGAUUAUGUUUAAAUCUAUUUUGUAAUAUAAGAAUAUGUAUUUAUGUUUAAAUGGUUUUUGUAUAAAUGUAUAAAGUUUUGUGUGAAUGAGUUCCGGUAAAAUCGGGGCUUUUAAAUGAGUAUUUGUUGCAUAUCGUAUUUGACAAUUACCAUAUAUCUUACGUUAAAGGUGCUAUACUAUAAUAUAAAUAGGUGCAAACGUGAAAUCAAUGACAUUUGUACAAUAUUUUCAUUAUGAUAAUGGUUAAGAAAGUAUUUUAAAAAAAUAAAAUGUCUCGUUCAAA
This is a messenger RNA of Ruditapes philippinarum (Manila clam), 4984 nucleotides long. Its product is annotated as frizzled-5-like. Gene Ontology annotation, cellular component: plasma membrane. NCBI's taxonomy places the organism in Eukaryota, Metazoa, Mollusca, Bivalvia, Venerida, Veneridae. The record is from RefSeq and is a predicted model, not a curated record. Gene Ontology annotation, molecular function: Wnt receptor activity; Wnt-protein binding. The transcript is spliced from 5 exons. Gene Ontology annotation, biological process: canonical Wnt signaling pathway; non-canonical Wnt signaling pathway. The coding region runs from base 2047 to 3807 and encodes 586 amino acids.